Messenger RNA from Odobenus rosmarus divergens (Pacific walrus), 1631 nucleotides. RefSeq names its product epoxide hydrolase 4 (gene EPHX4). The record is from RefSeq and is a predicted model, not a curated record. NCBI's taxonomy places the organism in Eukaryota, Metazoa, Chordata, Mammalia, Carnivora, Odobenidae. Gene Ontology annotation, molecular function: hydrolase activity. Bases 105 to 1193 code for a protein of 362 amino acids. The transcript has 7 exons.
GGCCUGGCGCGCCGCCGCGCUGGCUGUCUCGCUCCGCAGCCGGAGCAAGCGCCGCUGCUCCCGCGUCCCCGAACGGCAGCGGGCCCCGCCGCCGGCCCCGCCUGAUGGCGAGGCUGCGGGAUUGCCUACUCCGCCUGACGGUCACGAUCCGGUCCCUGCUCUUCUGGUCCCUGGUCUACUGCUACUGCGGGCUCUGCGCCUCCGUCUACCUGCUCAAACUUUUGUGGAGCAUCGGCAAGGGACCCGCGCAGACCUUCCGGAGGGUCGCCCGGGAACACCCUCCCGCGUGUUUGAACGACCCCUCUUUGGGUACCCACUGCUACGUGCGGAUCAAGGAUUCGGGGUUAAGAUUUCAUUAUGUUGCUGCUGGUGAGAGAGGCAAACCACUUAUGCUGCUGCUUCACGGAUUUCCAGAAUUCUGGUAUUCUUGGCGUCACCAACUAAGGGAAUUUAAAAGUGAAUAUCGAGUUGUAGCACUUGAUCUGAGAGGCUAUGGAGAAACAGAUGCUCCCAUUCAUCGAGAGAAUUAUAAAUUGGACUGUCUAAUUACAGAUGUAAAGGAUAUUUUAGACUCUUUAGGGUAUAGCAAAUGUGUUCUUAUUGGCCAUGACUGGGGGGGAAUGAUUGCUUGGCUAAUUGCCAUCUGUUAUCCCGAAAUGGUGAUGAAGCUUAUCGUUAUUAACUUCCCUCACCCAAAUGUAUUUACAGAAUAUAUUUUACGACACCCUGCCCAGCUGUUCAAAUCCAGCCAUUAUUACUUCUUCCAAAUACCAUGGUUCCCAGAAUUUAUGUUCUCAAUAAAUGAUUUCAAGGCUUUGAAACAUCUGUUUACCAGUCACAGCACUGGCAUUGGAAGAAAAGGAUGUCGAUUAACAACAGAAGAUCUUGAAGCUUAUAUUUAUGUCUUCUCCCAGCCUGGAGCAUUAAGUGGCCCAAUUAACCAUUACCGAAAUAUUUUCAGCUGUCUGCCUCUCAAACAUCAUAUGGUGACCAUUCCAACGCUACUACUGUGGGGAGAGAAAGAUGCAUUUAUGGAGGUUGAGAUGGCUGAAGUCACAAAGAUUUAUGUUAAAAAUUAUUUCAGGCUGACUAUUUUGUCAGAAGUCAGUCAUUGGCUUCAGCAAGAACAACCUGACAUAGUGAACAAACUGAUAUGGACAUUUCUGAAAGAAGAAACAAGAAAAAAAGAUUGACUUUUCUAUAUCUUCUAUGAGGGGUCUGUAAUGAAAUCUCUAAAUAAUUUUUAAUAAUUAUUCAUCAACCUCUUUAAGCUUCAUUAGGAAAAAAUUGUUUUAAUAUGCUUUAUCAUGAAUAUCCUGACAAAUGAUACUGAAAAAAAUCUGAGAAUGUGUGAAAUUGUAAAAUGUUGAUUUUCUUCUGUUGGAUUUUGCACGGAAAAGAAUCUGCCUUAAAAUGUGUAUAUUGAUACAAAAAGGAAGUUGGGGAAAGUGGCUCUGUUUUGAUUUCUUGCAUUCUUUACCCUGUUAACAUCUGGUGCCUUUUACAAAUGUAUAUGGAAGAUUAGCUGCGCCAUAUUUAAAAAGGCAAACCUGCAAUGGUAUAAAUUUUCAUUUUAUUGUUCAAAACUUCUUUUUACUAUUUUUCAACCAUUAAAAAGUUCUAUUGUCAAA